UGUGAGGUGACUGACAACACACUCCGUUUUUUUCUCUUUCUGUCUCUGUGUGUUUACUUAGGACGUUACCUGAGGACAAAGGGUGCCUGAGAGACCUGUUUUGAUCCUUUUCAGGGAGUUCUGCGUGAUUAAUUAGGGAGCGAGACGCAAUGGCGUCGCUCCUGAUGCGUUUAUUUCGUGUGGGUGCAGACAAGAAGAAGAUUCAGCACUAUGAGCACCUGCAAAGGGAUGUGGACCCGCGCCAGAGCUGGGACACACUCGGAGAACUCGGGGAUGGAGCAUUUGGGAAAGUUUAUAAGGUUCAAAACAAUGAAAGUGGUGUGUUAGCAGCAGCUAAAGUUAUUGGUGUUCACGGUGAGGAUCAGCUGCAGGAUUACAUCACUGAAAUCAAUAUCCUGGCAACCUGUCGCCAUGGCAACAUCAUCUCACUGUUGGAUGCCAUCUACUGUGAAGGAUGGUUAUGGAUCAUCAUUGAGUUUUGUCCUGGUGGAGCGCUGGAUGACAUCAUGUUAGAGCUGGAGCAUGGCCUCUCAGAGCAGCAGAUCAGUGAGGUGUGUUUCCAGACACUGCAGGCUCUGUGUUACCUUCAUCAGCACCACAUCAUCCACCGAGACCUGAAGGCAGGAAACAUUCUGCUCACCAUAGAGGGCCACAUCAAACUUGCCGACUUUGGCGUGUCAGCAAAAAAUGACAACACCCUCCAGAGGCGAUCGACUUUCAUCGGGACUCCAUAUUGGAUGGCACCGGAGGUGAUCAUGUGUGAGACAUCAAAGGAGAAUGCAUACUCAUGUAAAUCUGAUAUCUGGUCUCUGGGCAUCACACUGAUCGAGGCAGCUGAGAUGGAGCCUCCACACCACAAUCUGAACCCCAUGAGAGUGCUGCUGAAGAUCACCAAGUCUGCUCCACCCACACUGACCAACAGUCGAAUAUGGUCAAACCAUUUUCAGGAUUUCCUGAAGAGGGUGCUACAGAAAAACCCUGAGGCACGAUGGGGAGCACAGCAACUACUCACCCACCCAUUCUCAUACGCUGGCCGGAACGGACAAACCCUCAAAGAACUUAUUGCUGAGGCUAAAGCAGAGGUCACUGAGGUCAUAGAGGCCGAGUCUCUCUCAGAUCUGCAUUCCUCUGUGGAUGAACCACCAACCAUCCCCGAGACACCAGCAAUGCAGGAUUCAGCAAAAGAUGAGCCAGAAAUCCCUCUGACGCCCUCAUGUGAAGAACCGCCUGAGAUUCUUACUAAUCCUGAGCCAAACAAAGUCCCCAAAGUGACGCGUCGGGCAUCUGGUGCCCUAGAUAAGGCACAGAAGAGAGGCAGGCGUCUGUCUGUUCCUGUAAAUUUCCUGUCUUUCCUGACUCGCCGUAAAUCUGGAAUCUGGAAUGAUGAUAUGAGAAACCAAGGGACUCAGGAGCAACAAGAAGUCAUUGUCAACCAGAGUGAAGGAGAAUCCGAGACCAGUCCACAAGAGACAGAGGACAAAGGUACAGAAAAUGAAGAGAAACAUGAAGCGGUGAAAGAUGGAUCUGAUCAGAGCUCGGAUAUACCUGAUGGAAAAACAGAAGAGAAACCAAUUCCAGAGAAUGACAUGGAGUGCAAGGACAUCGAUGCAAACAGUCACAAAGAUGAAGAAAUGCAACAGAAAGAGGAUUUAUCUGAACAGGAAACACUACAGGACACAGAGGUUAAAGACAGUCCGAACGCUGAUCAAUCUAAAGAUGAGCAAACGUUUUGGAGAUGCCUGAGUGGACCGGUAGAAAAAGAAGAUCAGCUUGGAGUAGCUGAUUUGCAAAAUGUUCUGAUUGACACGUUGUGUUUGGAAACUGGACACUUAAACAGGAAAAGUGAAACUAAAGAGAGAUGUUUAUAUGAUUAUCUGGAUUUGGCUGGACAUGAGACAGCUUCGAAAGUCUCGUCAACAGUGGAGUUAAUCAGAAAGCCGGUUGUGGAAGUGUGUAUUCCUGAUUCUGUGGAAAAGACAAGCGAGGAACGGACAGGGGGCGUAAUGCAGGAGGAUUCAAGAGAGGAUGGAGGAGAACAAGUUGAUCCUAAAGAGGAGGAGGAGGAGGAGGAGGAACAAAAGAUACUUGAGGAUGGAAGUAAACAUGAAGAGGAGGCGGAUGUUAGGAAAGACAUAACAGAAGACUCAGACACAGUAAAAGACCAAGAUUUUGAGAAUGCUGAACAAACAGAGCUAAGAGCUGAUUUAACUAGUGAAGAAACAGCACAAACCCAAAACCAACAAGAAGCUGAACUGAAGGAAGAAACUGAGCGAGAUGAGCCAUCUGAAGCAGAAUUGAAGAAAGAAGAAACACCAGCAGAGAAGGAGUCCAGGCAUGAGGCAAGUCCUGAGGAGAUCCACAGUUCAGAAAACAGAGAUGCGAAUGAAGAUGUAACAACUGGCCAAUCAGAUGAACUGAGGAAAGAGGCUGGUUCUCAGAAUGACCCACUUAUAAAUGACACAGCAGAAACAUCAGAGCUUCAGACUGACAGUCCAGCAUGUAGUGAGACACAGAGCGAGGACGUGGGCUCAGAAAAGUCCAAAGGUGUUUCUUUAGACAAAAAAGUUCCCCAAACCACUAAGCAGGUUAGCUUUGCGCAUGCGAAUGAGCUAGUGGAAUCGACUGAAAAAUCACACAGCGUCUUGAACGGCAACUCAAAUGCAGAAGCACCUCACACAGAAUCGAAUGGGUCACUACAUCAUAACAUUAAUCAACACAACGACGAGUCAGGGCUUUCAACAAAAAAUGAACUGAAUUUACCCGUGGGUCGAAAAACGGUGAAGAAAACACGAAAAUUUACGGUGGACGGGCGUGAGGUGAGCGUCACCACAUCGAAAGUGAUCAGCGAGAGAAAUGAGAAAGAACAGCAGAUGCGCUCAAUCAGGCGGCAGGAGUUGCACGCUCUGAAGCUGCUACAGCGAGAGGAGCAGCGAGAGUUCACACAGCUGGAACAGAAACUGCAGCAACAGAGAGAGAUGAUGUUCCGCCAUAUUGAACAGGAAAUGAGUAGUAAGAAGCAGUACUACGAUGGUGAACUGCAGCGUCUGGAGAAACAGUAUGAACAGCAAAGCCAAAAGAUGGAGACCGAGCACACAGCACGUCUCCGAGAAGAAGCACGACGUCUCAAAUCCCAGCAAGAGAAAGAGCUCCGAGGUCUUAAAAUGGACCCUAAAGAGGAGCAGCGUUUCCUGCAGAAGCAGCAGCAGGAGCUAAAUGAAGCGCUGCAGAAAGCUGUACAGGAACACAAGAGGAAGGUGGCUUCCAUGGAGUGGGACAUCACUGUCAAAUCUCAGCAGCUCAAGAGAGCACGUGAGUCGGUGAUCUGGGAACUGGAACAGCGCCACCUACAGGAGAAAUAUCAUUUAUUUAAGCAGCAGGUGAAGGAGCAGUACUCUCUACAGAGGCAGCAGCUCAGCCGGAGACACAGCAAGGAUGUGGAGCGUGUAUCCCGAUUCCAGCAGGGCCUAAUAGAAGAGCAGAAGUCGUUUCAGGCUCAGGAAAGAGCUCAACUCCAAAGGGCCCAGCGUUCCGAGGUUAAAGGUCACGUAAACCGGUUUCGGCAAGAUCUCAGGAAGCAGGGGUUGAGUGGGACCGAGCAGAGACAGAAACUCACACAGUUUAUGUCUGAGGAGGAGAGCAGGCAGAAGCAGGAGUUCAAAACUCUGCAGGAGAAUCAGGAGAUCCAGUUAAAGGAACUGCAAGAUCAGUGUGACUGCAACAUCACUGAGCUCCAUCAGCUACAGAAUGAGAAACUGCAGGUUCUGGUGGAGAUGGAGAAGAAGAAGAUCAAAAGGUUGGAAGAUGAGCACACACUCGAGCUGAAUGAAUGGAGAGAUAAACUGGCCUGCAGGAAAGAGGCACUGGAAGAAGACCUGGCUCGUAAAAAGAGAGAAUGUGAAAGAACAAGAAGACGAAGUGAAACAGAAGCCCGAUACACUCGCCGUCCCAGAUUCUUCCAAAACAUCAGUUUUAACUGACCAACUCAGACUCAGUGUCCAUGUGUUUAUAAGUUUGUGUUUAUGUGUUUUUGUAUAUAUGAUUUAAGUGCACUCAGAUCACCUGGAACUGUGGUCUCUUCUGACAAGAACACUGAGCUGCAUUUCUCCAUUACUGUCACGGAAGCCAGUGUGAAGUGGGAGUGAGAGAUAUGAGCAAAAUUAAUUCCAAAAUACAUGACAAUACUCAUA
Neoarius graeffei (lesser salmon catfish) is the source of this 4187-nucleotide messenger RNA. Its product is annotated as STE20-like serine/threonine-protein kinase. NCBI's taxonomy places the organism in Eukaryota, Metazoa, Chordata, Actinopteri, Siluriformes, Ariidae. Gene Ontology annotation, molecular function: protein serine/threonine kinase activity; protein binding; ATP binding. The transcript is spliced from 17 exons. The coding region runs from base 150 to 3977 and encodes 1275 amino acids. Gene Ontology annotation, biological process: protein phosphorylation. The record is from RefSeq and is a predicted model, not a curated record.